Esox lucius (northern pike) is the source of this 5122-nucleotide messenger RNA. RefSeq names its product microtubule associated protein 10 (gene map10). The record is from RefSeq and is a predicted model, not a curated record. Bases 232 to 3945 code for a protein of 1237 amino acids. Gene Ontology annotation, biological process: mitotic spindle midzone assembly; positive regulation of cytokinesis; cytoplasmic microtubule organization. The transcript has 2 exons. Gene Ontology annotation, molecular function: microtubule binding. NCBI's taxonomy places the organism in Eukaryota, Metazoa, Chordata, Actinopteri, Esociformes, Esocidae. Gene Ontology annotation, cellular component: cytoplasmic microtubule; mitotic spindle midzone; centrosome.
GAUGUGUUUCCAUGGAGUUGAAAAAGCUGGUGUAUUAUCGCUGUUGAGAAGUAUUUUUUUCGUCUAUCUUAUAUUAAAAUUGUGGCUAAUAAGACAGUAACAACGGAUAUAUCUUAAUUCCGAAUAGUUUGCUUGAUGUUUAACGAAGUAUUUGAAAUGGAUCUCCAUUUAGAGGUUUCACUGACGAUGCAGAUCUACUACUAAAAUGUUACUGCUGGUUGCGAGUAUACCAUGACAGAACAAUUAAACGAAACGCUAUUUUCUUUCGAAAUACUGGUGGAAUAUAUCCGAAUAGAUAAAGGCAGAAAAUGUCCAAGUCAUUCCGAUGUAUUAGCGCUCGGUGUUCAACUAUUAGACUUCCCAACGCUACUAAUCUACCAACCAGAAACUGUUGAUCCAUUACUUCAACGACCAACACCAACUGAUGAAGGCAAUGGUACUGACAACGAAAACCAAUUCUGCAGUCAGCCCAACAAUGUCGACACAUCUGAGUGCCCUUUUAACAAAGGCAAGUCUUGUUUGUUUAAAACCGACUUGUACUCUCUCCACAUCCACCUAAGCAGUACUCCUCUGUAUGCUAUGGUCUUGGAUGUGAAGGCAGAUGUUCCAAGGUUGGUUGGCAGCUCACUGGUCUCUUUGGCCAGGUUGAUAGACCGUGUCAGGUGUGAUGUGGAGGUUCAUGGUAUCUCUACGCCUUCUACACAUGGAGAGAAAGGACUAGUGGACAUAUUUAAUCUCAUAGGGGAGAGAAUAGGUGUUAUUUCCUUGGGGUAUAAACUAUUAAGUCUGGGAGCCAGUUUAUUAGCACAUAUACCGGAGAAUAGAGUAUUGACAGUUGGCGAUAGACAUGGGAGUGGAUCUAUAAAACCAACAGAACAUGUGUUAGUUGACACUUUGAAAGGAAAGGUUCAACCACUGGACCUAAACACUGAUAACACACCCUCCAAAGUUUUGGGUAAAAAUAUCAAAAUAAACAGCCAGAGCACAGAGAUAGCGGUGUCAAAAGACAAACAGAGUGUUGCUUUUUCAACUGCCACUCAGACAGAACAUUCUAGGAGGAAGACGCAUCACAGAAAACUCCGUGUGGAUUCAGUAGAUAACAGCCAUGAUGAGGGAAGCCUCACGUUGUUCUAUCCACCUCCACUAUUCUACAACAGCUCAGUGGAACAACAACAGGCCGAUGGACCAGAACAGAACAGGCUGUUACACAUGGAUUCUCUCUGGGUAGAGGACAUAGACUCUGAUGGGCAGGUUUCUGGUGAGACACAGGCUCCUGCUCCAGACCAGAGAGUGAGACCAAGACAGGGUGAGAUAAUGGAAUCGAUGAGUCUUGGAGAGAGGGGAGUCCACCACUUUAAGGACAGAGCAUCUAUCCUGGGUGACGCUUUGAGACAGCUCCCUUUACUGAAUGCCCUGCUUGUUGAGCUCUCUCAGCUAAAUGGACAGACACAGAACCAGCAACAGCAGCCGUUGUCUGUCCACCCUAACCUAGCGUGGCUCUACAGGCCUGUGGGUGUACCAGAGGCUUCUGAUGUCCAACAAUGCAUCUUUGGGACUGAUGGAACACCUCCUCAGAGAAACAGACUGUUUUCUAGUCCCAGCUUCAAGGACCGGACACCAAAAGAACAGCGUAGUGGUACCCCCCUGGUGAGAGGCAACACAGUGUCCCUGGCCUCUCCACCCAAGAGGAAAUUGGGUUUUGGAACAACUAAAACAUUCCAACUGAGGAUGAAGAAGAUAAACAAUGCUGGUGUGAGGCACCUCCACCGUGAGUGCCAAGGACCAGUGAGAAAAACUCUGCAACACCACAUAAAAGGAAAGCAGUUCAACACUAACAGUUUAACAGCUGAACCCAUCACCUACAGGAACCUAGUUAACAGGAGCUCCAUUCUGAAUGAAAACAUGGACACUAUGAGGAGCAGCCUGGACCAAGGCAAAGUGUCAGCAGCACAGCAGGAUACCUCGUCUGGACAAGAACUAACAAGCCGAUACAGAACUGGUGUCAAUGCACAGGAUAUUUACUAUAAGAGAGAGGGGGCUUACAACAGAAAACAGAAGAAGAAGCCAUCAUCCACCUCCAAGCAGGACAGUCACACAGAGACUGGAUCUCACAACCCUGGAGACCAGAGUGGGUCCCUGAGAGGAGAGAGAAGACACACGGAGACUGGAUCUCACAACACCCCUGGAGACCAGAGUGGGUCCCUGAGAGGAGAGAGAAGACACACAGGGACUGGAUCUCACAACACCCCUGGAGACCAGAGUGGGUCCCUGAGAGGAGUGAGAAGACACACAGAGACUGGAUCUCACAACACCCCUAGAGACCAGAGUGGGUCCCUGAGAAGAGAGUGCAGACACACAGAGACUGGAUCUCACAACACCCCUGGAGACCAUGGCGGGUCCCUGAGAGGAGACAGCAGACACACAGAGACUGGUUCUCACAACACCCCUGGAGACCAGGGCGGGUCCCUGAGAGGAGACAGCAGACACACAGAGACUGGAUCUCACAACACCCCUGGAGACCAGGGCGGGUCCCUGAGAGGAGACAGCAGACUACACUACCCAGACUCUAGCAAAGAACAUCACCAUCAAUCAAGAUGUGGCAAAAACCAUAGCAACAACCAGCACUACCAGUUAGCCUCCGGCAGAAGCCCUAGAAACCAAGAGCCCCAGUCUGCCUCCAGCAGUAAUAAUGUGGACAGUGUGGGGACAGGAGAGUACCUGGAUGAUUUCACCAGUCUGGAGCCUACUGAUGCUGAGAGAUACUCCCCUUUUGUGGGUGGGGCCAAGGAAAGGAGUUUCUCAUCACCUGACCUUUUUAGUAGCCCUGAGCCUGUGAGGCAUGGGCCUAGGGGGAGGAGUCUCAUGUCACCUGACCUCCUAAGUAGCCCUGAGCCUGAGAGGGGUGGGGCUAGGGGGAGGAGUCUCAUGUCACCUGACCUCCUUAGUAGUCCUGAGCCUGUGAGGGGUGGGGCUAGGGGGAGGAGUCCUAACCGUGUUGGGGGUGGGGCUAGGGGGAGGAGUUUUAUAUCACCUGAUCUCAGUAGCCCAGAGCUUACGAGGGGUGGGGCCAAGGGGAAAACUCUCAGGUCACUUAACCUUCUUGGUGAGCCUGAGCCUCCUAAGGGUGGGGCCAGGAUGAGGAGAGUUGAUCCAGGUGGGUUUGGGGCCAGGGGGAUUAGUCCUGAGUCUGUUUGGGGUGGAACCGGGGACCAGAGGCGGAGACACGUGUCAGGUAAACAUAACUCUGAUGGCUCCAGUGCCUCAGGGAGGAGGCGGAGAAGAACGAUGGCCCUUCCUGUUCCACUUAAAACUGAGACCUCUCCCCAGCAGUCUCUGCGGAACACACAUGUCUUUCAGCCCCGGGCAUCAAUGCUCAGCGUCUCCUCUGAUAACACUGAAGGAGAUGUGUCCAUCCACUCUGCCCACCGCAGAAACCAGCAGGCAGCAAAGCCAAGUAGAGUAGGAGCCAUGAGGCUUGUUUCGGGUACUGGAGGAACCUCAGCCAACAGGUCUGCUGGUACUUGCUCUGAGUCGAUCCAGGGCACUUCUGUCUCUAUGAGUCACAGAGCAUCAAGCCAGCUCAGUGACACCCAUACUAUCAAAGAGUCCUGUAUCCAGGGGGCUGUCAGACAUCACAUUGACUCUACUGACACUUACCUCCCCUGUGACUACACACCAUCUAAGAACAGCAGGCCAAGUAGAGGAGACUUUGACCUCCACAACCCUACUGACAACCCUUCAACUGGAACCCAUAAAGCAGAGGAGGUAGAAGAGGAGUUGGAAGAGGAGAUAGAAGAAGUGCUGGUAAAAGUUGAGAGGGUGCAGGGAGCAGGGGAGGUUCUGACUGAGGAGCUAGGAGAUACUCUAGGCUCUCUGGGGUUCAGUAAGAAAUGCCAGCACAUCUCUGAACUGCUAGUUAACAAGCUCCCUGGAUACACCUUUUAGAAACAUACAAAUGUAUGCUCCCUUACCAGACUGACUGUAGAGAGAUGUCUCCAUCCUGACAUUGUCCUGACUGUCCAGAGAUGUUUCCAUCCUGACAUUGUCCUGACUGUCCAGAGAUGUUUCCAUCCUGACAUUGUCCUGACUGUCCAGAGAUGUUUCCAUCCUGACAUAGUCCUGACUGUCCAGAGAUGUGUCCAUCCUGACAUAGUCCUGACUGUCCAGAGAUGUGUCCAUCCUGACAUUGUCCUGACUGUCCAGAGAUGUUGGUUGUUAUGCUGAAUCUCCAUUUCCCUACAUUUUCAAUCUGGUAGUAAAUUAUGUACACUUCUACACUAGUGUGUGUAAUGUGUAACUCCUGUAAAAAUCACUUAUCAAAUGUAUGAACAUUCAAAUGGAUCAUUUAUUUAUUGAUCAGGGAUGUGAGCAGUAGAAUGUUUUUAGUCAUUUAGGUUUGGGUUUCCAAACCGUUUUGCUUCAUGACAACCAAUAUAGGUUCAUUUAGUCACAACCCACCACCUAAUCAGAGCGGUCAGACAGACAUUGGAAAGUACAACAACCGCAGGUCUGUUAAAAGUUGAACUCCUUUCUACAUUAAACAAAAAUAUAAAUGACACAUGCAACAAUUUACAAUCUCAUGCAAUGGCACAUGCAACUUGGUUACAGUUCAUUUAAGGAAACCAGUCAAUUGAAAGAAAUGCAUUUAUUAUGAAAUAAAAGUUGGAGUGUUGAGGGACUGGGAUGCGGUGUUGGGUUGGGGUGUUGAGGGUCUGAGGGACAUUCUCUGCCAACAGCUCUGAGGGACAUUCCUCCAGGCAGCAUACACAUUACAUGUUCCUCAGACCCUGAGACGUAUGUGACAUUGUGUUGUGUGAAGAAACUGAACACUGUGCAGUAAACUGGCCUAAUACAGCGUAUGCCUGUGUAACUGUUUUGUCAGUUUCUUUAUGUCACACCUGUCAGGUUGGAUGGGUUAUCUUGGCAAAGGAAAAACUAUAACAGGAAUCUAAACUAAUGUUUGCCCGCUAUUUGAGAGAAAUAUUUGAGGAAAUAAGUGCUGUCCAGCGACAUUUAGCUCCCAUUAAGAACUGACGUGAACCUUGCUCGUUUGGACAGCCAAGAAACAUUUUAACAGCGGCAGUAGGUGGUGGUUAUCUGUCAUUUGUAUAUAGAGAAAAAA